Molecule: messenger RNA, 1544 nt
Organism: Colossoma macropomum (tambaqui)
Lineage: Eukaryota; Metazoa; Chordata; Actinopteri; Characiformes; Serrasalmidae
Gene: aven
Product: apoptosis, caspase activation inhibitor
Exons: 6
Coding region: 43-1056 (337 amino acids)
Biological process (GO): negative regulation of G2/M transition of mitotic cell cycle
Source: RefSeq, a predicted model, not a curated record
UUGCACUCUAACCACGCCGCUUUGCCUUCGGCCACAUCAGUCAUGGAGGGCAGAGGCGGCAGAGCCCGUGGCGGACAGUGGAGGAGAGGCGGCGGAGGAGGAGCGCAGGACACCGGGGCUCCAGGAGAGCGGAGAGGCCGCGGGAGAGGUGGCCAUCACCGGGGAAGAGGAAGAAGGGACCAUUACCGUGGGAGAGGGCGAGGCGGCGGAGACGGCGGCGCUGCAGACUUUAACAGGGGUCAAGAUGAGCAGGAUAAUAAAGAAAACCUUGAAGAAGAGAUGCCAGAUAUUUACUCCAGGAGAAAGCUGGAGUCUAACUGGGACCGUUAUGAGGAAUCGGAGAAAGAAGAAGUAAAUGAUGGUGUUCCAGUUCAGAGAGGAACGGACUACCAUGUUCUCCUCAGUUCAGCUGGAGACUCCUUCACUCAGUUUCGCUUCUCUGAAGAAAAGGACUGGGAAAUGGAUUCACUGGCAGUUAAUCAGGUGCCUGCUCUCUCUGUGGACCUGGAAGCUUUAGCCCAGUCUCUUCAGGAACUCCCACUGCACAAGAGGCUAAACCUGGAAGCUGAUCUUGUUCAGGUGACAACCCCAGUAGAACUUCCCUCAGUAGGAGUGCUGCACAAAGUUGAUGCUAAUGUUAUAGGUGGAUUUAAGCCUCCUGCCCCACCAUACGUGAGUCGAGAGCCAGCUUUGGGAGGUUCCUGUCCUGUCAAGCCUGUUGUAAGAACCAGCACAUCCUCUCAGGCCUGUGCUGCUGUCAUAAAUCCUGAAGAUGAUGCUGAUGGGGAGCUGGAUCUUCUCCUAGGUCUGCAGAAACCUGUCACAGAGCUUUCUAUAGCAGAGCCCAGGACCUCUAAUCCAGCAGAAGAGCCAGCUAGUCCAGAAAAGGCAUCAGUUGAAGAAAAGAAAGAAGAGGUGGUUGAAGUCAACCAGUUGAAGGCAGAAGAAGAAGCAGAGAGGAAGAAAACAGAAGAGCUAAAGCCUGAAAGUGCCUCAGUAAAACAGGAGAUGACAGAAGAGGACCUUGAGGGCUGGCUAGACAGCAUGAUCUCCUGAAGCACAGCUGUGAAAGGUGAUUAGUGGUCUAGACAGUGGGACUACACUAAAGGCUUAUACAUACGAGGCCCUGUUGAUAACAGCUCAUCUCUGAGCUGGUAUCAGCAUUAAAAUCUCUGGAUAAGCAACAUUGUCUUCUUAUUAUCAGCCAGCUGCUGCGUUAAACUAAUAGAAGACCAGUGUCCUCAGAAACUGUCCAUACAGGUGUACAGUAUUUUCCAAAAUCAGUCCAACGUGGUUUAUGACCCUUGAAUCAGUGCAGUAAAUGACAUGGGAUUUAUUGCGUUGCUCACUUUAUUAGUCUUUCCCCUUCCUGAAAAUUAAAUACAUUGCACAAGUGGCCAUACAAUAGUGGUUUACAAUUUUGUCUUGUUUCAGUUCAAUAAAUUUGUUGCUGUAAUAGUAUCGGAUUCUCCUAUUGACUUCCUAAUGCUGUGGGAGAUGUUCAGCCAAGCAUGUUUCUGCGAUUAAAAAGAAACCAAACAUAA